Messenger RNA from Acanthamoeba castellanii str. Neff, 2280 nucleotides. RefSeq lists its product as uncharacterized. Bases 1 to 2280 code for a protein of 759 amino acids. The record is from RefSeq and is a predicted model, not a curated record. Lineage: Eukaryota; Discosea; Longamoebia; Acanthamoebidae. The transcript has 14 exons.
AUGGAGGCGUUGCUGCGGAAAGUCGCCACGCUGCGCGCCAAGGGAAACGCAAUGCUGCCGGUCAACGCCGCAACGGCGACCAUCGCUUUCGGUCGGGCCGCCCAGGCCUUGUGCUCGCUCCGCUCCAUGCUACUGUCGUUGUCGUUGUCCGAUGAUGACGAUCGAGACAAGGCUGUGGCGCGGUUGAACGACGAGGUGGCCGAGCUCGUGCUGCUGGCCAAGAGCCGGUUCCUUACCUUCUCGAAGAAGUCUGCGUUCAUCUUGUUUGCGAAGGACUCACACACGGCGAGCCGGGACCACUUCUUCCACGACGACGGGCUGCUCAAGUGGGACGCCUUCGUCGCGCCACUCGUGCACAUGGACCAAGAGUUCGAGGACCGAUUGCGGGAGGUGACCGGCGACGAGAAGGACUUCGAACCCUCGCCCCACGCCAGCACCCACGCCGAGAUGGUGUCGUAUGCGCACACGGCCAUACACAUUCGGCGGGCUGCCGAGGCCAUCCACGCACAGCUGGGCCAUUCGACGAUAGACGAGUUCCUUGCGCGGUACUGUGACGAAGAACAAUACCACUGGUUGAUUCCUAAGAAUCAGCUGCUGUCGUUCAUGGAGGCUCAUCACAACGGCGAUACUCUGAUUGCGUUCAUGGAAAUGGUUUCGUUGAUGGAUCGCCGUAUGCGAGAUCUGCUGUACUUCAACAACGACGUGCCUCGCUCGCUUCCUCGCAAGUUCCAAGAUAUUCUCAAGAUGCCCACCUUCGAGAACCUAUGGGGCAGCACGAUCUCGGUGGUUCUCAACGUCUUGUUGGGAACUCAAGACGGGCUGAACCUACGCAACCUGCUGUGGCACGGCUUUGCCACCAAGGCCCAAUUCGACCGUGCCUAUUUCACAUUCCUGUGCCUGGCCGUCUUCAGUUUGCCCCCGCCACCGGCGCCACUUCGGAAGGAGAUGAUGGGAGAGCCGCGGCCACUAACCGACUUCCACCGCUUCGUUCACAAUCUCGACUUUGGUCUCGGGACCAGGGCUUUUCCGGAUGUGUUGAGCCCAGAGCAAAUCAACGAGGUGAACGAAGUGAUCACGGACAACUUCCUCAUCGUCGCCGGCCAGGAGGAGCUCUGGUCCGAUGCCUUCCGUUACUUUGCCCAAGGCCACAACUACAGAGCGCUCUUGGUCUUGCUGCCACUGAUGGAGCAUUCCAUGCGCAAACUGUGCCUCUACCUGAACGACUGCCCAAUGAAAAGGGGCUGCAAGUUGGACAAGAUCCUCCGCCCCACCAUGGACAACGGCGGCGGUGGUCUGCGGCACUACCUGGCCCACGGCUCCACGCAGGGCAACGAGCUCAUCCCGCGGGACUUUGCCGAUCGCUGCAUCGCCGUGGCCAUCGCUCUGUGCCUGCCCUUCCGACCUACCUCACCCUCCAUUCCCGAAUCGGGGCUGCUGCACCGCAUCUGGCAGUUCAUUGCGGUCGACUACCGGCCGUGCUUCCACCCCAAGGCCCUCCUGCAGAAGGACCUUGCGGCAGCCAUCGAGCUCUGGCACGACGCGUCCAAGCAGAUCGCGCAAGAGCAACAGCAAGCGAGGACGCAAGAAGAAGACGCGGAACAGGAGGAAGACGCAAGCACGCUAGCUUGCCGCGCGUCUCUCGAGUCCCUGGAGCAGCUGAUCGCACGGGUGCGAGGCGGCGGCAGCGAAAGCGACGAACGCGCGGAGCCCUUCUUCUACGACUUUGAGCCCUUCUGCACGUCCAAGGAGCAGAGGCGGGUCGACCGAUUGCGACGCGUCGUCACCCGAUCGAGAAACUUCAUUCGUGCCGUCCGCGACCUGGCUGACGCCUCGCUCCCCAAGAAGGCGCCGACGCAGAUGCUGAUGCUCUCGGUACGGCCCCUGUUCAUGGGCCUGCUGCAUCUCGUCCUCGUCUCCGUGCAACGGCUGUGGCGAGUGGGCGCCGAGGGCGAAGACGAGGUCACCGCCGCCACUGCCGUGGCAAAUGGCGGGAAGGAGGGUAAGACGAGCCCCGGAGGCGGCGGAAGCAAGAACAAGGCGGUGAACGACUACUUCACGGACCUGUGGAACCUACUGGACAAGCUACGAGUGCUGCAGGAGCGCAACGACUGGCAGCGGAUCGCGGACUUCCUCUUGUUCGUCAGCCGGAGCGCCACCUCCGCCUCCAAGUCCACCAACACCGCGCCUGUCAUUCCGCCAUCGCUGGCCAGCGUCAUGACUGCGCGCGAGGGCAAGCUCUACGCCGGUCUCCUGCCCCGACUGGUCGCUCACCUCCAAUGA